Molecule: messenger RNA, 2373 nt
Organism: Anopheles bellator
Lineage: Eukaryota; Metazoa; Arthropoda; Insecta; Diptera; Culicidae
Product: insulin-like growth factor-binding protein complex acid labile subunit
Exons: 4
Coding region: 415-2181 (588 amino acids)
Cellular component (GO): plasma membrane
Molecular function (GO): protein binding
Source: RefSeq, a predicted model, not a curated record
UGGCAGUGUCUUUGCCAACGCACCGCCAAACGGACAUCUUUCGCCGUAGCUCUAGAACUACGCAUCUUCAUCAACAUUUUCCCACGUUUCACGAUGGUUUCGUAGAGCGUCAGCUAAACCACCGAGAUCCGAAAAGUGGACAAGGGAAGUGGACCGAAAAUCAAACAUCGCGACUUGAGACAAGCUGUUUUCGAGCAACAUAAAACUGCGCAAGUCCCCAAGUUCAGUACGGAACGGAGCGCCCGUCGGCUGGUGCGGUGUUAAAUAGUUUCUACAAAACUGUCAAAGUUUCAUCGUCAUUUUUGCGGUUCGGCCCUUUUUUUUGUGCGCGUCUCGGUGGUCGAUUGGCGUGCAGUUUCAGUGUUUGUUUCGAGUGACAAUAUCAUCCAACCGUGUCGUGUUGGGCAGAAGAAAAUGAGACGCAACAGCUGCCGGUUGCCGGUUGGUGUCGUCGUAUUGCGGACCGCGUUUUUUCUCGCGUUUCUUGGUGUGGUCUGCAAUGUCCGAGCCGUUCCUUACGGUGGAGCAGGCGUCGAGGUGGAUGAGCAAAACGAAUCCAUCUCCCUGACUGCCUGCUACGUCGAGGACCUACGCAAUAUCCGUGAGCACCACCAGAACCCGCUGGCCAUCAGCAUUGAGCACUGCUAUCUGCAGGAGCUGCCCAAUGCAAUCUUUAUCCGCUUCAACGAUCUGCGCUCGCUCGAUGUGUGCGACAGUCGGGUCAACAACCUGCAGGACUUUGCGCUGAACGGUUUGCGGAGCCUCGAAACGUUGAACCUUUCGCGCAACAACCUGACGACGGUGAAGUCGUGGAGCGAUUACGACCUCGAGACGCUCCUGGUGCUCGACCUGCGCCGCAAUCUAAUCCGUGCGAUCAACGAAGCGUCCUUCCGACGUUACCCGGCACUCAUGAAGCUGAAUCUGGCCGUCAACUAUAUCGGCGAAGUACCCGAAGGAACAUUCAAACCGGUGGCAGGGCUAAAGAACUUGAAUCUGGGCAAGAACCUGCUGACCAGCGUCGACGCAGGCAUGCUAAGGGGGCUAACAAAGUUGACACACCUGGCCCUACACCAUAACCGCAUUCGCACGAUACAUCUCGACGCAUUCGAAAGCAAUGGGCACCUGAGAUCGCUACAGUUGCAGGACAAUUUGCUGGAAGCUUUCGAACCCGAACUGCUGGCAAACUUGCCGCGACUCACGUUUCUGAACGUGAGCAGCAACGAACUCGUGGCCGUUGGUAACCUGAGCUUCAAAUCCAACGGAGAUUUGCGGGUUCUGGAUCUGAGCUACAACCGCAUCGAACAGCUGGAGGACAAUAGCUUCCGGGGGCUUUACGAUUUGGAGGUACUGAACGUAAGCAACAACCACAUUCAGAGUGUCAGCAAAUAUGUGCUGAAAGACUUUACUAAUCUUCACGAGCUCAACCUGGCCGCCAACAAGCUGGACUACGUCGGCCUGAAACUAUUUGCCUUCACCCCUCGGCUUGCCCGACUUAAUCUCUCCCGCAAUGCCAUCAGCGAAAUCGAGCGAGACGUAUUCGAGGAUCUCCCGAAGCUGCACACUCUGGAUCUCGCCGGCAAUCAGCUGACCGACGACAGUUUUCUUUGGCCACUGAUGAAUCUGAGCGUGCUGAAUAUGAGUCACAAUGGAUUCCGGCGUAUUAACGCUUCCCUUCUGGAGAGCCUUACCCACGCUGAACUCUACGGCAACCCGUGGGACUGUCGCUUCCUGGUGCAGGAACUGAUACACCACGGCCGGAAUGUUGUGUAUGGCAAGAACUACGUUGUGGAGAAUCUGGCCAACAUCAUCACGGCAACCGGCAUCGAGUGUACCGAUGAGCGGGGCAAGCCACGGGACAUCGUCGUCGUUGAGCCACUAGCGAAGCCUUCGGACAAUGAAGCGGAGUUCCACCGGUACCGAUUUUUCCACGAGGGACACGUAGACACACGCCCCAUCCAGGAUGAUUUCGACGCCAAGUCAACCAUCAUCUGGCUCAUGUCGGGCGCGAUCGCCGUGUUUGGGGCGUUCAAGUUGAUCCAACUUCUGCUGCGGCACUCGGAACAUCAGAGCGAAAAAUGGCGCCUAGCGCAGCAUCUAGAGUACAACAUUCCUGACGAGCGUGAUGUUGCCAUCCGCAAAGCGAUGGAAGCAAAUAGAGGCGAGAUGGAGGCAAAAUUGUGAUUAAAUCCGAAAGCAAGAAUCGUGGCUCGUGCGUCGAUCAUCCGACUGCGCUGCACCGAUCGAUAUCGGUUUCUACGCCAGAUAGACGUCAGUUAGAACCAUAAAAUUGAGUGCAAAACUUUAAUGUUCGGCUCUGUCCGUUCUAGUAAUAAUAAAUAAAUGAUACUAAUAAAACUAGAAACCCACUAAUCG